UAUCAUCACAAAAUCUCCAUCAAACCUCUUUCUCAAGUUUCAAUACUUCCAAUAUAUCCUCUUUCUUUCUUUCCCCAAAUAUCUCAUCUCACUCUUUUCCUUUUUCUAAAUCCUCAAUUCAAAAACAUCAAAUCAAUUAAAUUUCUUCUUAAUUCCUUCUUUGUCGAUCCAGAUCUCCCUUCAUAAUCAAUUACUGGAACGAUGUCGUUGGCUCGGUCUCAUCACGCAGAAAAUAGUCAGUUUCCGGGUGAUUUCAGAUCUUCCUUUGGAAGAAAUCACCCACAUAUGUUUAGCUCGGCUUUCAUGAACUUUACUAACAAUAGACGUUACGUUAAUAAUAACAAUAGUAAUAGCAAUAGCAAUAGCAAUAAUAACUAUAGGCGAAGUUAUAACAACACGUCUAAUGACUUCCCAAAUGAAUCUAGGCUGCCACCGCCACAGCCGCAGCAGCAUUAUAAUCAUAAUGUGUAUAGUUGUAAUGAUUCGGAAGCUUUACCUUCUUUUAAACGGAGGAAGUUUUCCGCUACUAAUUGGGAAAGUAACGGCACGUCUUAUAAUCAAUAUUCCAAGAUUCCGUUCCUUCCUCUUAGCGCUGCAUCUGAUGCGAAUGCUAGAGGUGGUGUGUCUACUACUAGCUGUAAGCGUGACCGUACAAGAUUCGAAGAUGAAGAUGUUGAGUUUUUGUCGCGGGAUCAGAUAGAGAGGUUUUCUCCUUCCAGAAAGGAUGGUAUAGAUGCGAUGCAGGAAACCCAUCUGCGUUACUCCUACUGUGCGUUUCUUCAGGACCUUGGACUUCGUCUUGAGCUGCCGCAAACUACUAUUGGUACUGCUAUGGUUCUCUGCCACCGGUUUUUUGUUCGGCGGUCACAUGCAUCCCAUGAUAGAUUUGUGAUUUCUACUGCUGCUCUUUUCCUUGCUGCGAAAUCUGAGGAGACACCUUGUCCGUUGAACACCGUCUUAAGAGUUUCGUCUGAACUCUUCCACAAGCAAGAUUUCAAUGUGCUAUGCUAUCUACUUCCUGUGGAUUGGUUUGAUCAAUACAGAGAGCGGGUGAUUGAAGCUGAACAAUUGGUUUUGACCACUCUGAACUUUGAGCUUAAUGUGCAGCAUCCAUAUGCUCAUCUAUCAUCAAUUCUCGACAAAUUAGGCCUUGCACAGUCUCUUUUGGUCAAUUUGGCACUGAGUUUGGUCAGUGAAGGGGCAAUAGAAGAGUAGCAUGCACGCCUGUAUGAUUUUCUUAGCUGGUGGAUAGAUAUGCUGUUCGUCUAGAAUCUUAUAUCCUAUCUGAAGUUGAACAACCGAUCUGUUUGGAUGCAGUAUCUGUGAAAAUUUUUCUUAACUUGAUGUCUGGCCUAGGAAUGUGCCCAUGACAUCUCAAACCUAACCUCAUCUGUGGUUCAGCUCAAAAUCUGAGUCUAAACCUAAUCCAGUUAGUGGCUAACCUAUAUAGUCAUACAUACACCCACACACACACACACACGCACAUAUAUACAUAUAUUUGUAUAUAUAACAACCGUUUUACGCACUAAUCAAUACCUGAUCUAAAGGAAUUGAUGUGUAUAUACAGUUCUACAUGACAGGUUAUUAAAAGUACCAAUCCUAAAUUUAACCACUUGUCGGAUCACAAAAGUUUCCUGGACUGAAAGCCACUUUGCAUUAGAAGGUUAACUUUUUUUCAUUUCAGUUUGCGGUUUUGCCCUAUCUGACAGCCCUAGUUUGACCUUGAAAGUAUACAUGAAGCUGACUUGAAAUACGCAAUGUCCAACAAAGUGGUUCUGCUUAAGACACAUAGUCUUUUAUACUAAAUACAUGGUCUGGUGUUUGUCUAUAAAUUUUUUCUAUAGACCACACGGACCAUCACAUGAUAUCUAUAUGAUUCACACGUCAUAUUUAUAUUUAGAGUGAAUGUUUAACAUAAUUCCAAUAUCUAAAAGGCAAUCCUUUUGACUGAUCCUUGGUGGAUGAGAUACAAGUGCUGUCUUGCUGGGUAACUUAUUGGAUAAGUUUUGGGGCGCUUGGUUAUGAUGGGAUGGUGAUAGGAAGCUGGGUGUUGGGUAUUUCUUAUCGGGUGAAUUUACUUGGGUACAUUUAUACUAUGUACAUGCCUCUGUAGUAUAUCCGGUCCUGUCAAUCAUGAUCUUGCUAAGCGGAGGGUCUUUCAAAAACAUGGCAAGAUGGGCAGGGUCUUGUGACAUGUGAGUUUUAGGGUUGGUCCAGUGUGGUCGGUUGGCAACACAUGUUCAUAUAAUUGAAGUAUUAACUAUGAUUAGCGAAUGUAUUUUUACAAAAAAAAACUAUUUAAUUUUGUUACUUGAAAAGAUGCAUUGGAAAGUUUUGAAUAUUCGAGUUAUCGAGUAUGGUUUGGACAGCACUUAAGAGGAGAAUACUAUUUUCUAAAUUUUGUUUGAGGAAAGAAGAAUACUACUUUCUAGCUAUUAUUUGAGUAUAAUUAUAACUUCAUUAUUUAGAGAAGAAACAUUGUCAGGUUGCUUUACCUAAUUCUUCUCUACGAACCAUUUCAGAUUGGUUUUAAUUGUCUUGGUCAUUUGUCGAAUGACAUGACCAUCUAACCUCAGGUUUAAUGCAAUAAUGAUCAUGUUAGAGUUCUUCGAUGAUUUUUUGGAAUUCAACACACUUGUAAUGCUUCGGGAUCAUAGAAAAGCAAGUAAACUAUCACCACUGGUAUAAAUACAUGAUAAGAAAAGUACAAAUUUACUUUGUCCAUUCAUAAAGAAUGACCUACCUCUACAGCCACACUUGCAAGUCUAUGAUCAACAUCGAGUUAGGGUUUUAUAGUUACAGAGGUAGCUUUAUAUCUGGAGAACGGUGUUGAAAUAUCUUAAUGGGUACGCCCCAACGUCUGGGUUUUGCUUCACCAAGGUGCUUGCAUCUUUGAAUUCCUGCAUGUAGAGUGUCUGAAGGAAUGCCAGGUGUCAAGUUAGACUUCACAACACAACAUGAUUGUGAUGCCAUAUGAAAAAAAAUAGUGAUUGGGAAGGUCUUUGUGUGAACCGUCACUGUAUAAAUACUCAUGUUUAUUGUUAAAA
Messenger RNA from Erigeron canadensis, 3047 nucleotides. Its product is annotated as cyclin-T1-4-like. Bases 202 to 1215 code for a protein of 337 amino acids. Gene Ontology annotation, molecular function: cyclin-dependent protein serine/threonine kinase activator activity. NCBI's taxonomy places the organism in Eukaryota, Viridiplantae, Streptophyta, Magnoliopsida, Asterales, Asteraceae. Gene Ontology annotation, cellular component: cyclin/CDK positive transcription elongation factor complex; nucleus. The transcript has 6 exons. The record is from RefSeq and is a predicted model, not a curated record. Gene Ontology annotation, biological process: regulation of transcription by RNA polymerase II; positive regulation of DNA-templated transcription, elongation.